UCUUAAUCUAAAAAGCCUAGGUUACCUUUCUUUUUUUUUGUCUGUUUUUUUUUUCUGUUUUCUCUUAUUCGCGUUGAGUUCGGUUACCGAGCUGACAUUUGCCCUCUUUGUCAGUCUCCGGAAAGGAAUCAUGGGGGUUUCUGACCCUCAACCCCAGACGUCCAUGGCACACGAGAAGGAGUUCAACUUUGAAAAGGCAUCCUCGGACGGUUCCUCCGCUUCAGCUCAAGAAGCCAAAGAUGCGGAUCUUAGCCAACAGCCCGAACUGGACCCGAGGAAGACGAGGUGGUAUCGGCGACUCAAUCCCUUGCGGAUGGGAAAAAUUCCCCCUGUACCAACCGAGCGGGCGGUAUCUAGGGAAUAUGGAGCCUCAUUCCUGAGCGUGGCUUAUUUCCAAUGGAUGUCUCCAUUGAUGAGGGUGGGCUAUCUUCGACCGCUCGAGCUGCACGACAUCUGGACAGUCAAUCCAGAUCGAGCAGCUGAUGUGCUAUCGAACCGGUUGGAAGCCGCCUUGGACCGUCGGACUCGGGCUGGGAGCAAGCGGCCCCUGGUUUGGGCGCUUUACGAUACCUUUCGAUUCGAGUUCCUGCUAGGUGGAAUCUGCCAGCUCUUCAGUUCACUGCUUUUGGUCUUCGCCCCCUAUUUAACCCGUUAUUUGAUUGCGUUUGCGACUCAGGCCUAUAUGGCCCAACACUUGGGAUAUGCCGCCCCCCAUAUCGGUCACGGCAUGGGCUUUGUUAUCGGAAUUACCUGCAUGCAAUCCCUCCAAAGUCUCUGCACUAACCAAUUCCUUUAUCGGGGCCAGAUGGUCGGUGGCCAAAUCCGGGCCGUUUUAGUUCUCCAGAUUUUCAACAAGGCGCUGAAGCUCUCAGGGCGCGCAAAGGCAGGGGGACAACCGACUCCAGAGGAGCAGAAAGACAUCAAAGCGCGAGAGGCAGCCAACGACGAAAUGCUGAAAAAGCCCAACGGGGAACCACCGAAGGACAAGGGAGAUGCGAAAGGUAACACAUUAGGCUGGAGCAAUGGUCGUAUCGUUGCCUUGAUGAGUAUUGAUGUAGAUCGAAUCAACCUGGCAUGCGGAAUGUUCCACAUGAUUUGGACUGCCCCAAUCUCGGUCAUCGUCACCUUGGUCUUGCUGUUGAUCAAUAUCGGCUACAGCUGUCUGUCCGGAUAUGCUCUGCUUGUUUUUGGGCUGCCUUUCUUGACCUUCGCCGUCCGGUUUUUGGUCAAACGACGCCGAAAUAUCAACAAACUCACCGACCAACGCGUAACUUUAACUCAGGAAAUCCUACAAGCCGUACGAUUUGUCAAGUAUUUUGGCUGGGAAAGUAGCUUCCUCAACCGACUCAAGGAGAUUCGCCACCGAGAGAUCCGAUCGAUUCAAACGCUGCUCGCGGUUCGAAAUGGCAUCCUGUGUGUUUCACUGUCAAUCCCAGUCUUUGCGUCCAUGCUGGCUUUCAUCACGUACGCCUUAUCCAAACAUGAUUUGGAUCCCGCGCCGAUUUUCUCCUCCCUGGCUCUGUUCAACUCCCUGCGAAUGCCUUUGAACAUGUUGCCAAUGGUUAUUGGCCAGGUGACAGAUGCGUGGACCGCAAUCAACCGCAUUCAAGAGUUUCUUCUCGCAGAGGAGCAACAGGAAGACAUCAGACACAACCCAAGCAUGGAGCCCGCUAUUGAAAUGGAUCAUGCAUCGUUUACUUGGGAGCGUUACGCCGCUGAUAAAGAUGCUGACCGAGCCGAGAAGAAGGCAGGUGGACGAGCAAUGAAUAAAGCCGUCUCACCCCAGGAUAACCAGCAGGGGGUGGACAAACCCUCGGCAGAGCCUUUCAAGCUCCAGGGGCUGGAUCUUGACGUCCACAGAAAUGAACUCAUAGCAGUCAUUGGCCCAGUAGGUUCCGGAAAGAGUUCUUUGCUAUCUGCGCUGGCCGGCGAUAUGCGUUUAACCGCCGGUACAGUGCAGCUAAGCACGACGCGUGCAUUUUGUCCACAAUACACGUGGAUUCAAAACACCUCCGUGCGAAACAACAUCUUGUUUGGCAAAGAUUACGAUGAAGCAUGGUAUGACCAAGUGGUCGAGGCGUGUGCCCUGAAACCCGACCUGAAAAUUCUUCCCAACGGGGAUCAAACGGAAAUUGGGGAGCGUGGUAUCACAAUUUCCGGAGGGCAGAAGCAGCGUCUAAACAUUGCCCGGGCCAUCUAUUUCAACGCGGAACUGGUGCUUCUGGACGAUCCGCUCUCCGCAGUCGAUGCCCAUGUCGGACGCCACAUCAUGGACAAGGCCAUCUGCGGCCUUCUCAAAGGUCGAUGCCGCAUUCUGGCCACUCAUCAGUUGCACGUCCUCAAUCGAUGUGACCGAAUCGUGGUUAUGGAUGACGGCCAUAUCCAUGCAGUCGGGUCCUUUGACGAGCUCUCGCGCGAUAACGAACUGUUCCAGCGUCUACUUUCCACGGCUUCCCAAGACUCCACUGAGAAAUCCGACGAGACCCCGGAAAUUGCCGAGGAAGAGGAACACAAGGACCCCAAGGCAUCUGCGGGACCCAAGCCUGCAGCAGCCGCCCUGAUGCAACAAGAGGAGAGAGCCACUGCAUCGGUCGGAUGGGAUGUCUGGAAGGCAUAUAUCCAAGCUUCCGGUAGUUAUUUGAACGCGGUUGCCAUUCUCUUUUUCCUUGCCCUGUCCAACGUGGCCAAUGUGUGGACCAGUUUGUGGCUUUCCUACUGGACUUCCGACAAAUAUCCAACCCUUUCAACCGGCCAGUAUAUUGGAAUCUACGCUGCUCUCGGGGUGAGCGUGGUGGUCUUUAUGUUUGCAUUUUCCACCUAUACGACGACUUGCGGCACCAACGCCAGCAAGACCAUGUUGCAGCGUGCGAUGACUCGAGUGCUUCGAGCGCCCAUGUCGUUCUUCGAUACCACGCCAUUGGGACGAAUCACCAACCGGUUCUCCAAGGAUAUUCAAGUCAUGGACAAUGAGCUUUCCGAUGCGAUGCGGAUGUACGCGCUGACCAUGACCAUGAUUAUUUCCAUUAUGAUCUUGAUCAUUGUUUUCUACCAUUACUUUGCGAUUGCUCUCGCCCCGUUGUUCGUCCUCUUCCUCAUGGCCGCCAACUACUACCGCGCGUCCGCCCGCGAGAUGAAGCGCCACGAAGCCGUCCUUCGCUCUACAGUUUAUGCGCGAUUCGGUGAAGCCAUUACCGGUACCGCGUCCAUCCGUGCCUACGGAGUCCAGGCCCAAUUCCGAGAUAGCAUCCGAGACUCCAUCGAUCUGAUGAAUGGGGCUUACUUCCUCACCUUUUCGAACCAGCGCUGGCUGAGUAUCCGACUUGAUGCGGUAGCCACCCUCUUGGUAUUUGUCACUGGUGUCCUGGUAGUUACCUCGCGAUUCGACGUGUCUCCCAGUAUUUCCGGCUUGGUGCUCUCUUACAUUCUUGCCAUCGCUCAGAUGCUCCAAUUCACCGUGCGACAAUUAGCGGAGGUUGAGAACAACAUGAACGCCACAGAACGUGUGCACUACUACGGCACCGAGCUGGAAGAGGAGGCUCCCCUCCAUCUGGCACCGGUUUCCCCAACCUGGCCCGAAACGGGCCGCAUUAAUUUUGAUGACGUCCAGAUGCGAUAUCGGGCUGGUCUCCCGUUAGUUCUCAAGGGCCUCACAAUGGAUGUCCGAGGAGGCGAACGCAUUGGAAUUGUCGGCCGGACUGGAGCCGGCAAGUCGAGUAUCAUGUCUGCUCUCUUCCGUCUCACCGAACUGUCGGGGGGCACAAUCGAAAUCGACGGCGUGAAUAUCGCAACCGUCGGUCUCCAGGACCUCCGCUCCCGGCUAGCCAUCAUCCCGCAAGAUCCCACCUUAUUCCGGGGCACAAUCCGCUCUAACCUAGACCCCUUCCAUGAGCACACCGAUCUGGAACUCUGGUCCGCUCUCCGCCAGGCCCAUCUGAUCGACUCAGAGUCGGCUCCUGCGCAAAGCGGCGCCUCUACCCCUAAAUCGCAGCUCACGCUUGACACAGCCGUGGACGAAGAGGGUCUCACCUUCUCCCUAGGUCAACGACAGCUCAUGGCCCUCGCGCGGGCCUUGGUCCGUGACGCCCGCAUCAUCAUAUGUGACGAGGCAACAUCUUCUGUCGACUUCGAAACCGAUCAGCGGAUUCAGGUGACGAUGGCCCAGGGAUUCCAGGGCAAGACACUGCUGUGUAUUGCCCAUCGUCUUCGCACGAUCAUUCACUACGAUCGCAUCUGUGUCAUGGACCAGGGACAGAUUGCGGAACUAGAUACCCCGCUGAAUCUAUGGGAUCAGACGCAUGGUAUUUUCCGAGCGAUGUGUGAUCAAAGUGGAAUCUCGAGAGAUGACAUCCUAAGGAGUCAGUGAUUUGCAGUACCAGACUACUAGAAGGCUAGGCCUAGUUUACCACUUUAAUAUCAUUCUGAUAAAUGUCUAUUUUUC
Molecule: messenger RNA, 4438 nt
Organism: Aspergillus ochraceoroseus IBT 24754
Lineage: Eukaryota; Fungi; Ascomycota; Eurotiomycetes; Eurotiales; Aspergillaceae
Product: ATP-binding cassette transporter YOR1
Exons: 3
Coding region: 131-4363 (1410 amino acids)
Biological process (GO): transmembrane transport
Cellular component (GO): membrane
Molecular function (GO): ABC-type transporter activity; ATP hydrolysis activity; ATP binding
Source: RefSeq, a predicted model, not a curated record